Molecule: messenger RNA, 1488 nt
Organism: Calidris pugnax (ruff)
Lineage: Eukaryota; Metazoa; Chordata; Aves; Charadriiformes; Scolopacidae
Gene: MYADM
Product: myeloid-associated differentiation marker
Exons: 1
Coding region: 460-1323 (287 amino acids)
Cellular component (GO): membrane
Source: RefSeq, a predicted model, not a curated record
CCUUUGGGUAAACCCUAUGGGUGCUCCCCCCCCAUCUUUAGUGUGGGGAUGGAGGUUGCCCCCCCGAGGGCAUCCCCCCGACACCUCCUGGUGCUUUGUGGGGUGCAUGAAAGGUCCUUUUGUGCCUCCUGCCGUGGGCAGGGCUGGGGCACGGGGCCAGGACGGCGGCUCCCUGUGUGUGUGUGUGUGUGUGUGUGUGUGUGUGUGUCACGCCACACCACCGGCACCCUUCGCCCGGCCCCACGUUAAUGAUUCCCCUCCCGUCUGUGCCACCACCGGCACCGCCAGCAGCCGCCCCGGCGAGGCGGUGGCAGCAGAGACGGGGGGUCCUGGCCACGGGUGGUGGCUUUUUAGGGGGUAAAGGGGGGGACCCCACGGUUCCCUGCCCCACGCCCCACCCCUCCGUCCCCACACCCAGAUAAGAGAAGCUGCCGGCAGCACCGGCGUGGGUGGGAGAGCAUGGCGGCGGUGACGGUGAACCUCCGCGCUGUCACCUCCUGGGUGGGCAUCGCCCGGCUCUUGGCCGUCGUGCUGUCCUGCCUGGCCUUCAGCUUGGUGGCCUCCACGAGGGAAAACCACAGCACCUACUGGACGUGGUGCAUGUUCACCUGGUGCUUCUGCUUCGCCGUGACGCUGGUGGUGCUCCUGCUGGAGCUGCUGGAGCUCUACCGCCUGCUGCCCAUCUCCUGGGAUGACUUCACCUCGGCUUUCUCCAUGCUGGCGGCCUUGAUGGUCUUCACCACCUCGGUGGUCUACCCUUCCACCUCCAUCGGCAGCCCCUGCAGGAGCCACUGUGCUGAGAAGGCCGUGGCCACCACCGCCUCUUGCCUCUGCUUCUUCGCCUACGCCGUCGAGGUGGGGCUGACCCGCGCCAAGCCAGGGGACAUCAGCAGCUUCCUCUCCACUGUGCCCGGGCUCCUCAAGGUCUUUGAAGUCUACGUGGCCUGCCUCAUCUUCUCCUUGCUGGGUCGCUACGACCCAGAGCCUGGCCUGCACUGGUGCUUGGCCGUCUACUCCAUCUGCUUCAUCAUCACCUUCCUCAUCAUCAUCUUCACCAUCGGCCGGUGCCUCACCUACAUUCCCUGCCCGCUGGAGCAGAUGCUGGUGGGCUACAGCGCCCUGGCUGUGGUGAUGUACAUCACCGCCACCAUCCUCUGGCCCUACUACAACUUCAAGAACACGCAACGCCCCAACCCCUGCAACAGCGACUGCGACUGGAACAAGCACCUGGGGGUCACCUUCCUCACCAUCUUCAACCUCAUCGCCUACUUGGUGGACCUGGUCUACUCCACCAGGACGGUCUUCAUCAGGACCUCUUCAUAAGGGCUCUGGGUGGCCCCGGUGGGGCCAGGGGUGGUGGGACGUGGCCGGGGGCCGGUGUGGGGCUGCCGGUGGAGCUGAGGAAGAGGUGGGAUGCCUCGGAAAGCUCCUUCGCCCCACGCCGCAGCAGGGAGCCAUGGGGUGCUCCUGGGGGGACCCCGGCCGGGG